Messenger RNA from Paramacrobiotus metropolitanus, 1954 nucleotides. RefSeq names its product sideroflexin-5-like. Gene Ontology annotation, molecular function: monoatomic ion transmembrane transporter activity. Gene Ontology annotation, biological process: mitochondrial transmembrane transport; monoatomic ion transport. Gene Ontology annotation, cellular component: mitochondrial inner membrane. NCBI's taxonomy places the organism in Eukaryota, Metazoa, Tardigrada, Eutardigrada, Parachela, Macrobiotidae. The record is from RefSeq and is a predicted model, not a curated record. The coding region runs from base 472 to 1533 and encodes 353 amino acids. The transcript is spliced from 6 exons.
GUUUUUUUCCUAAAAGCAAGUUUACCUUAGCAAAAACUUAAAAAUAAAGCGCGAAUUAAAUUUAAAUAAAGUGGGAUUCGCAAUUUUUUCGCAGUAGAUAAUCGGUAUUUGGUACAUUUAAUGGCAAUGUCCGCGGGUGAUCUAGUUUCUGAGAUUUUGAUCGAAUCUUGCAUGCAGCGUGCCCUGAAUUGUCGACCACCCUUAUACGUCAUCGCCGUUCUCAUAAUCAGCUGUAGCCUGCAAGGCUGUGAGUUGUGAACCACGAGGGACCGGAAAUGCAUUGAAUUGGAACCCGACUAAACCUUUCAAGGGCAAGGCCGCAAGCAUUCUGCCAAACUCCACACUGCAGUUUAAUUCUUGGCCACUGUGGUUCCAGUAUUCACGGUAUCACCUACUGUGUGGGACAAAAACAUUUGGAUCCAGUUGAGUUGCAUCAGCCGAUUGCCAAAAGCGUGCGUCCAAGUUGACAUUAUGCCGUCUCGACAGCCCAGCUCGGUGGGAGUGGAAACCAUUGCUGUGCCAUCGCCCAACGACAGCUCGACAGUUGUUCCGGUACGUCCCGCUUUCGGUGCAUGGCCAAUGUUCCAGUUAGGCAAAUCGCGCUACAACUUGGACACGUAUACGGGACGAGUGUGCCAUUUCUUUAAUAUCAUUGAUCCCCGCACGUUGCUUACAUCGGAUACCAAGUUGCAACAGUGUCGGCAGCUGCUAGAGAAUUAUAAAAAUGGCACCUUACCGCCCGGAAUCACAGAUCAGGACUUGUGGGAAGCACAGAAAGUGGUGCAGGCCAUUAUUCAUCCGGAUACUGGGGAGAAAAUACCUAUGCCGUUUCGCAUGUCCGGCUAUGUUCCUUUCGGUUCACCGAUCGUGGCAGGCCUGUUACUGCCUAAUCCAUCCCUUGGCUCUAUAAUUUUCUGGCAAUGGCUUAAUCAGAGCCAUAAUGCCUGUGUAAAUUAUUGCAACAGGAACGCUACUCGACCGACCCCUUUCAGCAAAUUUAUUGAAGGAUAUUUGGGCGCAGUAACCACAGCAGUGGGUGUUGCCGUGGGAUUAAACCAGUUAAUCAGCCGCGCGACCAGUAUGCCACCGGCCACACGUGCCCUCAUCCAAAAAUUUGUUCCAUUUCCGGCUGUGGCUUUUGCUAAUGUGUGCAAUGUCUUUUUAAUGCGUCGCCAGGAAUUAAAUACUGGCAUCGAGGUCCACGAUAAAGCCCAUAAUGUUGUUGGUAUCUCCAAAAUCGCGGCAUUUGAUGCCAUUAAGGAUACAGCGCUGACCCGUAUAGUCCUACCCGCUCCCAUCCUGACCAUCCCUCCGGCGAUAAUGGCCGCAUUGGAGAAAACUCCCCUUUUUAAGCGUUAUCCCAGAAGCUAUUUGCCUAUUAAUGCUACGUUAGGGGCCCUGGCGUUUGGCUUAGCACUUCCGCUAGCCAUAGGGCUGUUCCCGCAGGAGUCGACUAUUCACAGAAAUAAACUGGAGAAGGAAUUACAGGAUAAGACAAGCGAUGAAUUUCUGUUCUACAAUAAAGGGCUAUGAGUCCGUAAGUAUUCUUUCCGAUUCUCAAUUCUGGUAGUACCUAAUGUGUGUGGUCUGAAUGACUGGGACCAGGAAGGUUGAGUGGAUGAUAUUGGAGUGAAUUUCUUCCCAGUGGGUGCAGUGCAUUUAUGAAAGACUGCUAAGCGGUUAAAUUUACCUUACUUCAUACUGAUUUAGGUUUUUGGAAAAUGUAGUCACGUUAUUUAUUUUGUUUAUUCCUACUGUAGUUUUAAAUUCCGACUUUGGUUACAUUUUCGUGGCGAUUCAGUGCUGAUAUAAAUAUAAUUACUGCUUAUAUGGUGAGUGUUGACUGUGUUUAUUGUCAACGGUGUACCCUAUGGCUAUUGAAGAUAGCCAGAAACGUGCUGGGAAAUGCUUUUGCAUGUUGUGAUAAUAAAUAAUAAGUUCCUGCUAAGGACAA